CGGACUCUCCCCCGGCUGCCCGGGCGCCGCCCUGUCCCAGCCUCCUCUGCGGGUAAACAGACAUGGCCGACGAGAGGGAGCCGCAGGACGCUGCGCACGACAUGGGCAACCACCUGCCACUCCUCCCUGCAGAGAGUGAGGAAGAAGAUGAAAUUGAAAUGGAAGUUGAAGACCAGGAUAGCAAAGAAGCCAAAAAACCAAACGUCAUAAAUUUUGACACCAGUCUGCCAACAUCACAUACAUAUCUGGGCUCUGAUAUGGAAGAAUUUCAUGGCAGGACUCUGCAUGAUGACGACAGCUGCCAGGUUAUUCCAGUUCUGCCACAGGUGAUGAUGAUCCUGAUUCCUGGGCAGACCUUACCUCUUCAGCUCUUUCGUCCUCAGGAAGUCAGCAUGGUGCGGAAUUUAAUUCAGAAAGACAGAACCUUUGCGGUUCUUGCAUACAGUAAUGUACAGGAGAGGGAAGCACAGUUUGGAACAACAGCAGAGAUAUAUGCCUAUCGAGAAGAACAGGAUUUUGGAAUUGAGAUAGUGAAAGUGAAAGCAAUUGGACGACAAAGGUUCAAAGUUCUUGAGCUAAGAACACAGUCAGAUGGAAUCCAGCAAGCUAAAGUGCAAAUUCUUCCCGAGUGUGUGUUGCCUUCAACCAUGUCUGCAGUUCAGUUAGAAUCCCUCAAUAAAUGCCAGAUAUUUCCUUCAAAACCUGUCUCAUGGGAAGACCAGUAUUCAUAUAAAUGGUGGCAGAAAUACCAGAAGAGAAAGUUUCAUUGUGCAAAUUUGACUUCAUGGCCUCGCUGGCUGUAUUCCUUAUAUGAUGCUGAAACUUUAAUGGAUAGAAUUAAGAAACAGCUCCGUGAAUGGGACGAAAAUCUAAAAGACGAUUCUCUUCCUUCAAAUCCAAUAGAUUUUUCUUACAGAGUAGCUGCUUGUCUUCCUAUCGAUGAUGUAUUAAGGAUUCAGCUCCUUAAAAUUGGUAGUGCCAUCCAACGACUCCGCUGUGAACUAGAUAUUAUGAAUAAAUGUACAUCUCUUUGCUGUAAACAAUGUCAAGAAACAGAAAUAACAACCAAAAAUGAAAUAUUCAGUUUAUCAUUAUGUGGGCCGAUGGCAGCUUACGUGAAUCCUCAUGGAUACGUGCAUGAGACGCUUACUGUGUAUAAGGCUUGCAACUUGAAUCUGAUAGGUCGACCUUCUACAGAGCACAGCUGGUUUCCUGGGUACGCCUGGACUAUUGCCCAGUGUAGGAUCUGUGCAAGCCAUAUUGGAUGGAAAUUUACAGCCACCAAAAAAGACAUGUCACCUCAGAAGUUUUGGGGUUUGACUCGAUCUGCUCUGUUGCCCACAAUCCCAGACACUGAAGAUGAGAUAAGUCCAGACAAAGUAAUACUUUGCUUGUAAACAAAUACAUUAGGGAUAAAGUUAUUUAUCAAGUUGGAAAAUCAGAUCUAAAAAUCAGAUCUGCUUCUAAAAAUCAGAUCUGCUUUGGAAAUUCCUGCUUUUGAUGCAUACCUAAGUAAAAAGCAACAUUACAUGGAAGGUUCCAAAUGGUAUUUGAAGAUUUAAAUUAAAAUUAGGAAUAUCUACUUUAGUACCUUGGUACCAUUAUACUCUGGCUUGCCAGAAUGUCCCUGAUAGGACAUGAAGUCCUCACUGAAAGUGAUGGUUUCCUGCAGAAAACAUAUUUGAAAUUCCUCUUUUUGAAAGAGGCAAAGAAGAAAGGCUUUAAUUUUCUUUAGUUUCUCUCAUACUGAUUUGUAAAUUUUGAAAAUAUUAAAGAGUUAAAAUACGCAGUUUGAGCCCCAAAAAAGUGUUCAUUUCCUUAUGUAUUUGUUAGUGAAAAACAGUAACUUAUGUAUUUACUCUUUAAUUUGAACCUAAACUACUAUGGAGCAGGGAUGCUAAAACAUAACCUGUUCAGUAAGGCUCCAAGUGACAGUGACUCUAUUUUGUAAGCAAUUUUGUUCCAUGUAACUUGAAAAAAAUUGUAAGUAAACUUUAAGAGCAAACAACAUUACACAUCCUCAUUGUUUAAAUAAUGUAAAAUAUUUACUCACAAGCCAAUAAUUUAAGAUGAAGUUCUAGAUAGACUGAUUUGCUACCUACCUCUUUGCUUAUAUGUUCAAGUGUUUUUUGGAUCCUUUCACAUUUGUGUGAUUUUGAUAUUCCUUCACUGCUUUACAAAAUUAACUGGGAAAAAAGUUCAACCAAGGGGGGAAAAUGUAUGAGGCCCAGCCAAAAGCAGACUGUUAAAAUCUGUGAUGUUUUAAUAUAUUAUUUUCUUUUACCAAACAUGCCAUGGCUGUGACUGCCUAGACUUAUAACAUCAACUGAAUCUCAUGCUGCAUUAUUUAUAUACAGGAAGUAAAUGAAACGCAACUCAAGAAUGCUGUCAGUUCUUUAAGAGUAUAUGCCAAGAUUGUAGUUUUUUUUCCUAAGCUAUAUACUACUACUGAGAACAUUGGGUGUAUAGGACUGUACUAGUUCUUCAGUCUUACACUAAACUAAAACUUAUUUCCAAUAGCAAAGCACAUCUCUACACUGAAACCAGUCACAGAGAAGGAACGCUGCUUUUACUUUUGCCAUCUGAAAGGUGUAACCUCAGAAUGUUCUAUUUUGUUUACUGACACUUGCAAAUAAAAGUUUCUGAUAUUUAAAAAAAAAAAAACAACAAAAAAAGCAUAUAACACUAUUUUUAAGUGGGACUUAAAUUA
Messenger RNA from Leopardus geoffroyi (Geoffroy's cat), 2710 nucleotides. RefSeq names its product cereblon (gene CRBN). Gene Ontology annotation, cellular component: Cul4A-RING E3 ubiquitin ligase complex. The coding region runs from base 63 to 1397 and encodes 444 amino acids. Lineage: Eukaryota; Metazoa; Chordata; Mammalia; Carnivora; Felidae. Gene Ontology annotation, biological process: protein ubiquitination. The transcript has 11 exons. The record is from RefSeq and is a predicted model, not a curated record.